GGUUAAUUUACACACACCAACUAGCAGGUGCAGAAUCAUCCAACGUUAAUUGCUGCGAACAAAGAAAAUCGAAAAGCUGAUUUCUUCUCGGUGUCUGAAAAAUCUGAAAAUCUCCUCCUUGCUUCUGGUUCUCCUCUCAGCCUCUCUUCUCCAGUGAGAAGGCCCGAUCUAGGCUCCUGUCACUAUUUGCUUUCUACACUACCAGAGACUUGAUGGACAACAAUAACUGGCGACCCACUCAACCAGGGGCCGAACCUGCUGCUGACACAGGUGAUUGGAGAGCUCAGUUGCAUCACGAUUCUCGGCAAAGAAUAGUCAACAAGAUAAUGGAAACGUUGAAGAGGCACCUUCCUUUUUCUGGUCCUGAGGGAAUAAACGAACUCCAAAAAAUUGCUUUUAGGUUUGAGGAGAAGAUCUAUUCAGCUGCCACAAGCCAGGCAGAUUAUCUACGCAAGAUAUCUCUGAAGAUGCUUACAAUGGAGAAUAAAUCUCAAAAUACUCUAUCCAAUUCGAUGCCAUCUGCCUCUGCCAGCAAUAGCAACAAACCUCCAGAUCCAGCAUCUCAAGGCAUGCAACCCCCAGUUCACAAUCAAGGGCAAUCAAUUCCUAUGUCACUGCCAGCUAAUCAAUCUCAGACGCGGCAACAGAUUAUUCAGAAUAACAUAGCAUCUGGAAUUCAGGUUUCGGCUGGCCUACAGUCGACAAUGCCUCCUGUGUCUGGUUUAUCUCAGACAACUAUUACAAAUGCUGUUGGCCAGAACACCAACAUCCAUAGUGUAUCUGGCAUCACACAGAAUGCAGGGGGAAGUUCAUUAGGACAAGGGGUAUCCUCAAAUAUGUUUGCUAAUUCUCAGAGGCAAAUUCAGGGAAGACAGCAAGUUCUUCCUCAGCAGCAGCAGCAGUCGCAGAAUCAGCAAUAUCUCUACCAGCAGCAGUUGCAACAACAACUUCUGAAGCAGAAGUUACAGCAAGGAAAUCUCUCACAUUCACUCGUAUCAUCUCACUUACAGCAACAGCAGCAACAGCAGAAUUUAUUACAGCCUAAUCAACUGCAAUCGUCUCAGCAAGCUGGGAUGCAGACUUCAUCUGUUAUGCAGCCUUCUGUAAUGCCAUCAGCUCCUCUCUCUGGUUUUCAACAAAAUCAGCAAAAUUCUGUACAGCAGCCAGCACAAUCCAUGCUUCAGCAGCAUCCACAAUCAGUUCUUAGGCAACAGCAGCCGCAGCAAACGACUGGUAUUCAUCAACAAUCAACACCAAUGACGCAGCAGUCAAUAAUACCCCCACAGCCACAGCAGCAGCCACAAUUGAUGGGCCAACAGACAAGUGCUACAGGCAUGCAGCCAAAUCAGUUGAUUGCCCAACAAAGUAUGGCUGAUAUGCAGCAACAGCAGCAACAGAGAUUACUUAACCAGCAGAAUAAUCUUCCUAACCUUCAGCAGCAGCAACAGCAGCAGCAACAACAGCAGCAGCAGCAAUUAAUGAAUCAACACAACAACCUUGCUACUAUACAUCAGCAACAGUUGGGUCCUCAAAGUAAUGUCUCGGGAUUGAUACAGCCACAGCAACAACAGCAGUUACUUGCAGGUCAAUCUGGCAACUCAAGCAUUCAAACCAAUCAGCACUCAGUACACAUGCUACCACAAGCCAAGGUUCCGCUGCAGCAACAAACACAGCAGGCUGCACCAAGCCUGUUAACUUCUCAUGGUCAGCAAUCACAGCCGCAGCCACAACAGCAAAUAAUGCCGCAAAUUCAGUCACAACCUGCUCAGUUGCAACAGCAGUUGGGUUUGCAACAGGCACCUAAUUCACUACAGCGAGAUAUUCAACAAAGGCUUCAAGCAUCAGGAUCUGUGCUUCAACCUCAGAAUGUCCUGGAUCAGCAGAAGCAGUUAUAUCAAUCACAAAGAGCUCUUCCAGAGACUUCAACUUCAUCUUUGGAUUCUACAGCUCAGACUGGAAGUGCAAAUGCAGGUGAUUGGCAAGAUGAGAUCUAUCAGAAGAUAAAGUCCAUGAAGGAGAAAUACUUGCCUGAACUGAGUGAAAUGUUCCAAAAAGUUGAUGCUAGAUUGCAACAUCAUGAUUCUCUUCCUCAGCAGCCAAAGUCGGAGCAGCUCGAAAAGUUGAAACAAUUUAGAACACUUUUGGAGAAAGUUAUAGCAUUCUUAUCAGUUCCUAAAAACAGUAUUCACCCCAGUUACAAGGAUAAGUUGGGUCCUUAUGAGAAGCAGAUCAUUAAUUUUUUGAACACGAACAGGCCUAGGCAGCCCCUGCAGCAAGGACAAUUUCCUCCAUCUCAUAUGCACUCCAUGCAGCAAUCACAAUCCCAUAUAACUCAAGGGCAAACCCAUGAAAAUCAAGUGAAUCCGCAGCUUCAAUCCAUGAACUUACAAGGUUCUUUUCAAACAAUCCAACAGGGUGGUAUGACAAGUUUGCAGCAUAAUUCGGUCUCAUCUUUAUCUGGGGUUUCAACAGCACAACAAAAUUUGUUAAAUCCGCCACAGCAAGGUUCUGGCAUAGAUUCAGGGCAAGUGGGUGGAUUAAGCUCGUUACAAUCAUUACAGCAAAAUCCUGGAAGUGCUUCCCAACAAACAAAUAUUAAUUCCAUAUCUUCACAAAGUGGCGUGAAUCCUGUGCAGCCAAAUAUUAAUCCUCUUCAAUCAAAUUCCAGCAUGCUUCAACAUCAGCAUCUGAAGCAACAGCAAGACCAGCAACUUUUACAGACACAACAGCUCAAACAGCAAUUUCAGCAGCGUCAGAUACAGCAGCAAUUGAUGCAGAAGCAGCAGUUGCUGCAACAGCAGCAGCAGCAGCAGCAGUUGCAGCAACAAGCAAAGCAGCAGCAGAUGACUGCACAGUUGCAGACACACCAAAUGCAACAGCCACAUCAGAUGAAUGACGUGAAUGAUGUGAAAAUGAGACAGGGGAUAAAUCUUAAACCAGGGGUGUUUCAGCAACAUCUCCCAGCAGGCCAACGCUCAAGUUACCCCCUUCAACAACUGAAAUCAGGAGCUCAGUUUCCCAUGUCUUCGUCCCAAAUCCUACAGUCUGCAUCUCCUCAGAUGCAGCAACACUCAUCUCCGCAGGUUGACCAGCAAAAUCUGCUUUCAUCUAUCACAAAAACGGGAACCCCUUUGCAAUCUACAAAUUCACCUUUUGUUGUCCCAUCCCCUUCAACUCCAUUGGCUCCAUCUCCUAUGCCAGGGGAGACUGAAAAACCAAUUCUCGGUACAUCUUCUCUGUCAAAUGCUGGAAAUUUUGGGCAUCAACCAAUAAUUGCUGCACAAACAGCAAAUCAGUCUCUUGCAAUUGGGACUCCUGGUAUAUCAACCUCACCUCUGCUUGAGUUCACUGGUCCAGAUGCCACUCAUAUUAAUACCGUGACAGCUAUCCCAAGCAAAUCAAGUGUUGUUGAACAGCCUCUUGAGCGCCUAAUCAAAGCGGUGAGUGCAAAGUCAUUUUCUGACAUUUCUAAUUCCUAUGAUGCUUAA
Carica papaya (papaya) is the source of this 3488-nucleotide messenger RNA. NCBI's taxonomy places the organism in Eukaryota, Viridiplantae, Streptophyta, Magnoliopsida, Brassicales, Caricaceae. The record is from RefSeq and is a predicted model, not a curated record.